Molecule: messenger RNA, 2280 nt
Organism: Diaporthe batatas
Lineage: Eukaryota; Fungi; Ascomycota; Sordariomycetes; Diaporthales; Diaporthaceae
Exons: 10
Coding region: 1-2280 (759 amino acids)
Biological process (GO): transmembrane transport
Molecular function (GO): oligopeptide transmembrane transporter activity
Source: RefSeq, a predicted model, not a curated record
AUGGAUCCCAAGAAGGCCGGCAGCGAGGGCGAAAAGCCGCUUCCGCCAGUGGUCAAGACCGUAUCCGGGAAGGGAAACCAAAGCCCCCAUGAUGGCUUAGGGUCAGAUAUCGUCAAUGGCCAUCUCAUCGAGCUUGAGGUUGACUUGUCUCGGGUCAUCGGCGAGGACGAUGUCGAAGGCGACUGGGAUGCUGAUACGAGUCCCUUCCCAGCCGUCCGUGCUGUCGUCCCCGAGACAGAUGACCCUUCAAUGCCCGUCAAUACAUUGAGGGCUUGGUUUCUCGGCAUCGUCUUCGUUUUCCUCGGCGCUGGCGUCAACCAGUUCUUUGGUCUGCGCUAUCCAGGCGUCCAUAUUGUGUCGCUGGUCGCAGAAUUGAUUGCAUACCCAAUGGGAGUCUUCCUCGCCCGCCUGCUGCCUAUUAGUCGCUUGAACCCGGACAGACACUUCAACAUCAAGGAGCAUGCCCUUGUCACUAUCAUGUCCAAUGUGUCUUUCGGCUUUGGAUCAGCCGAUGCCACUAAUAUCAUACAGGCCGCUAAACUAUACGGGUUUUCAUUGCAGACUGGCUUCAGUGUACUUGUUGUGCUGUGCUGUCAGCUGCUGGGCUACGGCGUUGCGGGAUUGAGUGCCAGGUGGCUGGUUGAGCCGGCGAGCAUGAUCUGGCCGGGUGUGCUGAGUAACGUGGCUUUACUGACCUCGCUGCACUCGAGAGCCAACGCAAUAGCCGACGGCUGGAAGAUGUCACGUAUUCGGUUCUUUCUAGUCGUAGGAGGCUGUCUCUCUUACUUUACCUUUAUCUGCUGGGCAGCCCCCAAAAACGUCGUUGUCAAUCAGGUCUUUGGAAUGGUCACAGGAAUGGGCCUCUUCCCUUUGACACUAGAUUGGUCCAUGGUCGCCUACAACACCAAUCCUUUGCUGAGCCCCCACUGGGCUGCAGCAAAUGUCUUCUUCGGCUUCGCCCUGUUCUUUUGGAUCAUCACCCCAGCGCUUUACUACACAAACACGUGGUUCACCGCGCACCUGCCUUUCUGCACCGCAGAUGUCUACGAUCGCUUCGGACAGGUAUAUGACUCCUCGAAGGUGAUCACUGGCCAACUUUUCGACGAGACUAAGUACAGGGACUACUCACCUCCUUAUCUCCCAGCUACAUUUGCCUUUGUGUACGGACUGUCUUUUGCUUCCAUCACGUCGGUCCUGUCACACGUUUACUUCUUCCACUGGGAUGAGAUCAUACACGCCCUGCGGGGUUCAACAAAGCUUGAUAUUCACUCAAGGAUGAUGAAGGCAUACAAGAGAGUCCCAUUCUGGUGGUUUCUUUCCAUUAUUGUCAUUGUCCUCGCUAUGUCUAUUGCCAUGACCGAGGUCUACCAUACUGGUCUUCCUGUUUAUGGUAUUUUUCUCGCCUUCGUCAUACCAGUGGUCUACAUGAUACCAUGUGGAAUGAUCCAAGGUGUGACAAACGUGGAUGCCAAUCAGGUCAAUGUCUUGUCAGAGUUCAUUGGUGGCUACCUGUUCCAAGGAAAGCCGAUAGCCAACAUCUUGUUCAAGAUACUCUCCACAGACGUUGUCGGCCAGGGCCUUUACUUCGCAUCAGACAUGAAACUUGCUCAUUACCUCAAAAUCCCCCUGCGGACACUGUUUUUUGCACAGGGAAUCGCCACCAUUCUGGGUGCAUUGACCCAAGUCGGUGUUACCUUGUGGAUGUUGGGAAAUGUCGAGGGUAUCUGCACUUCAGACCAGCCCAACGGCUUUACUUGCCCUAACGGCCUUACGGUCUACUCAUCGUCAAUAAUCUGGGGGCUCAUCGGACCAGGCCGCCUAUACUCUGUCGGCAAAAUUUAUAGUGGUCUAUUACAUUUCUUCUGGAUUGGCCUCGUUUUGCCCCCAAUCACAUAUUACAUUUUUAAGAAGACGAAAUCUGAGUUUGUCCGCAAGAUCAAUUGGCCGCUGAUCUUUGUAGGAACAUAUAAUGUGCCACCGGCAACGGGGGUGAAUUUCAGCUCAUGGUACCUUGUGAACCUUAUCUUCAACAAGAUCCUGUUUACCCGCUUCAGGGCUUGGUGGACCAAAUACAAUUAUGUUCUUGCCGCUGCGUUAGACACAGGGCUCGCGAUCUCGGGAAUCGUUAUAUUCUUCGCUAUAACAUACGGACCAAACCUCCAAUUUCCUGACUGGUGGGGCAACACUGUCUGGCAGAAUACGGCGGAUGGUCUCGGCACACCGUGGCUUCAAAUGCCAUCAAUUGGGUACUUUGGCGGUGCGAAUGGUACCUGGGUGUGA